Molecule: messenger RNA, 2150 nt
Organism: Williopsis jadinii
Lineage: Eukaryota; Fungi; Ascomycota; Saccharomycetes; Phaffomycetales; Wickerhamomycetaceae
Gene: MTC4
Product: Mtc4p
Exons: 1
Coding region: 69-1979 (636 amino acids)
Source: RefSeq, a predicted model, not a curated record
CUCAACAACCAGGGCCGUUGGAUCGUACCGUGUACGCUGGUUGCAAGGAGGAAAGGGUUUGGUCACAUAUGAGCGAAAGCGGUCACUUGUUGGCGCCACCGUCGCAGAGGGUGUCAAAGAGCAAUAGGAGUCCACUGACAGUGCCCAAAUCAAGAAGCCCACAAGAAGCUCUUCCUCCUGCUCCUGCCAUUCAGGGUAACGAGGGCAGAAAGUGGUCAGUUCACCGAUCAGGUACGCUGCUAUACGCAGGAGCAGCCAGAGACAACUUCGAGUACGAUCCACUUGGAGAGGUUGUGGAUGCACAGCAGAGAAAACAGUCAGAACACAGCGUAAGGAGCGGGAGUACAACAGCCAACGAGAGCGAUAGCGUGAACCUAACGUCCUCAUCACAGAGACAGGAUGAGGAGGAACAGACGAGGAGAGAACAGAUGAAGGAGAUUGGGCAGCUCGCGUCGGUGUUUUUGGAGUUGCGAAAGGGUAUCAUGGCAAGCAAGAACAUUGACAUAAGCUAUAACGAUAAGACUGAAUUCGAGAAAGAGCCACAGCGAGGCCCGCAUAUACGAUCGAUCUCACAGGGGACCUUGAGAAGGACAGAGAAGGUUAAAGCCAUGAUGAACUUGUACUACUUUGCACUGUUCCAAUCCGAAAGACCAGUCAAUCCCAAAUACGCAGGAGUCGAUGGUGUAUACAACCCUUUGCAGAUCAUAAGGAACAGGAAGAUUCGCAAGCAUUAUCACGAACCACCGCAUAUAACUACUGAAACGCUGAAGCUGCCUUCCGAAGCGUUCAGUGACUCGAAACACAAGAUCAAAUGGCAAGUUGACUUGGACGAACUCACCCAGGAUGGAACUUGGCGAACACAACAUUGGCACGAAUUACUCAACUCCUAUGGAGAUUUAUGGUUCCCCUCGGAAAAUGGUGUUGAUAAUCACCACCACCAUCACCACCAUCACCAUCGUCAUCACCAUAGUCAUCAUCCUUUGCACAACGGCGAUGCAAAGAACAACACAAUGGUUGAGGUUGAAGAAGAAGAUGAUGACAAUUUCGAAAGAUUACACGAUAAGUUAUUCCUGGAAGACCAAGAAGAAAGAGGAGACGUUGAAUAUGUGCUCCCCACAAUAAGUAGAAGGUCAAGGAUUGCCAACAAGAUUAAAAGAUCCAAAUCUCCCUUUAAGACGAUCACAGGCCCGGAUCAAUUCACAGAGAAGGAGAAGACCAAGGUUGAAGUAUCAUUGGAACCGGCAUCCAGAUUGCAGUCCCGGAGCACCGAAUCAAGCUUCUUGGAGGUGCCUGCACCUUCAAAUACGAACAUCUUGACUGAUAUAUCCAUAGAACCGAUGAAGCCCAAAGUUUCAAACCCUACAGAAGUAACCACGAGCGAAAGCGUGAGUGGAAUUUUGUCUCCACCAGAGAGCUCCAGUGAGUCGGAAGGUGAUGACUUUGCUGAUGUGAAAGUUGCCAAUCUGUAUCUUCGGAAGUUACGCCAUCUCAACUGCAUUGCUGGAUUCAGUGGACAGAACGAUAUUAUCAGAGAAGAACAGUACAAGAGAUUCAUCAAUUACGAUGACCUAUUCAACGAAGGAGAGGAUCUGGAGACCAUGAUAGGGGACUUAAGGGACACCUACCUGCCAGAGUACGAGUCUUCGCUGUCGACGAAACUGGAGAAGGUUGAUAAGAUCCACGACGAGUUGGCGAACAUAUACUCCACGAAAGUGGACAAGCUAUUACUCUUGUCAGAUCGUACCAUCGGUGAGGUGAAUACCACACUAUCGCUGGAGGUACGUAAACUCACAGAGAGGUUUGGAAAGCUGGGCCCACUGCACAAGAGAAGCGAUUCUUUGGUUUCAUUUGCGUACUGGUUACUGGAGAACUUGGUUGUCUUGCUCCUGUGGAUGAUCUGGGUCGGCUUUUCCAUAGGGAGAUUGAUACGAUCCGUGAUACUGCUGCUAUGGAGGAUCGUUAAAUGGGUUUUGUUUUGAAUCAGAGACAUUGCCCAAGUGCUAGAAUUCGUAAUAAUGUGAUGACCUGUAAUGCUUGAUGCGUAGACUGGUGUCCGGAUGUGUCUGUUAAGCCUUUCCAAACACCGUUGUGGUGCGAACCAAUUUUGCCCCACGUUCCUUUGCGACUCUUCUGGAUUUGUAAUGGGCUCU